AUGAGUGGUUACAUUCCCGAGGUAUCACAGAGCAUUGGAAAACUGGUUGACUCCGUAGAGUCUUUGGAUGAAUUAUUGAAAAAGAAAGAGUUUAUGAAUUUUUCUCAAGAAAAAGUCGACUAUAUCUUUCAAAGAGCCUCUUUAGCAGCAAACUGUGCGAGAUAUGAACUGGCAGCCUUAGCAAUAGAAGAUGGAGGGAUGGGGUUGUUAGAGGAUAAAAUAAUAAAGAAUCAUUUUUCAUCUGAAAAUAUUUACAAUAAAUACAGAAAUACAAAAACUGUAGGCGUCAUUGAACAUGAUGAAUUUGGAGGUAUUGAUAUAGUUGCUGAGCCAUUAGGAAUUUUAGCAGGGAUUUCUCCAUGCACAAAUCCAACAUCCACAACAAUCUUCAAGUCUCUAAUUUCACUUAAGACAAGAAAUUGUAUAGUGUUUUCACCCCACCCAAGAACAGCUAGAAGUUCUAUAAGAGCAGCAAAAAUUAUCAGGGAUGCAGCUAUAGAAGCAGGAGCACCAGAAAACUGUAUAGGUUGGAUAGAUGUUGGAAGUAUUUCCUUGUGUAACUCCUUAAUGAACCAUAGCUCUGUUGCAGCAAUUUUGGCAACAGGUUCUGUGGCUUUAGUAAAGGCAGCUUAUUCAUGUGGCAAGCCAGCUUUAGGCGGAGGAGCAGGAAAUUCUCCAGUUUUAGUUGACGAACUUUCAGACUUGGAUAUGGUGGUGAACUCAGUAAUUUUAUCCAAGACUUUUGACAAUAGCCUGAUUUGUGCCUCCGAACAAUGUUUGGUGGUUUUGGAUUCUGUUUAUGAUCAGCUGAUUUCAAAAUUUAAAAAUAGAGGAGUGCAUAUCGUUUCUUCUAAAGACGAACUUCAAAGACUUGGAGACUUGUUAAUUGACGAAAAUGGAAAUAUGAAUCCUAAGUCAGUUGGAAUUAGUGCAGUUGAGAUCGCAAAGAUGGCAUCAAUUGAAGUACCAAAAGACACUGUAAUGAUUUUGGCAGAAAUCAACGAGAUUGGAAGAGGAGAAAAAUUAUCUCACGAGAAGUUGUGUCCUGUAUUAUCAAUCAUUAAAGCUAGCGAUUUUAAUGAUGGCGUUAGCAAAGCAAAGGCUUUGGUUGAAUUUGGUGGUUUGGGACAUACAUCCUGUAUAUAUACUGACCCAAAUUCUGACGAAGGAAAACGCAGAAUUACUGAAUAUCAGAGAAGUAUUCCCACAGGUAGAGUCCUGGUUUGUAUGCCAGCGGCCCAGGGAGCAAUGGGUGAGAUGUUUAACUUCCGUCAAACCCCUUCUUUGACUCUUGGAUGUGGUUCUUGGGGCCAUACUUCAACUGCAGAAGGACUUGGUGUAAAACAUUUGUUGAAUUAUAAACAAGUUGUACAAAGAAGAGAUCAUAUUUCUUGGUUUAAAGUUCCAUCCUCAAUUUAUUUCAACAGAGGAUGCCUAGAAGAAGCCUUGCAAGAUCUCAAGGAAAUUAAUUUAAAGAAGGCUUUCAUCAUUACUGAUAGAGUGAUGGUUAACCUUGGAUUUGUUGAUAAUUUGACCGAAGGUCUUAAGUCUGUUGGAGUAACUUCUGAGAUUUUUGCGGAAGUACCUCCUGAGCCUGAUGUUGAAACUGUUAAGGAAAUUGUUAAAAGAUUGAACAUAAGUAAACCAGAUUGUUUGAUUGGUUUUGGAGGAGGUUCACCUAUGGAUGCGUCCAAGCUUGUAAGACUUAUGUAUGAACAUCCAAGUGUCAAAUGGAAUGAAGUUGUAACCAGAUUUAUGGAUAUUAGAAAAAGAAUUGUAAAAUUACCCCCAAGUGGUGGAAAAAUUCAGAGAUUUAUUUGCAUUCCUACUACUUCUGGAACUGGAGCAGAAAUGACUCCAUUUGCCGUAAUUACCGAUAACAGCACUGGAAUCAAAUAUCCUAUAGCAUCUUACAAGCUCACUCCAGAUAUUGCUAUUGUUGAUGCUAACUUUGUUCUUUCUAUGCCAAGAUUCCUUGCAGCUGCAACAGGAUUAGACGCUCUCACACAUGCUCUUGAAGCUUAUGUGGCAAUUUACGCUUCUGAAUAUACUGAUGGACUUUGCAUACAAGCCUUAAGACUCAUUUUCGAUCAUUUAGCAAAUUCUGUUUUAAAUGGGGAUGCAAAUGCAAGAGAAUAUAUCCAUAAUGCUUCAUCAAUUGCAGGUAUGGCGUUUUCCAAUGCUUUUCUAGGAAUUUGUCAUGCUUUGGCUCACCAGUUAGGAGCUCAAAUGCAUAUUCCACAUGGAAUUGCCAAUGCAAUUCUUCUUCCACAUAUAAUUGCUUACAAUGCAUCUAAUAGGCCGACUAAGCAAUCCAUUUUAUCCCAGUACAAGUACCCUGUAGCAAAGAGCAGAUAUGCUAAGCUUGCCGAUAUUUUGAAUUUCAAAUCCAAUGAGAAGUUUGACAGUGGUUUGGACCAAGAGAGCAUCAAUAUUAGAAUUUUAGUAGAAGCAAUUCAAAAUCUUAAGAAAACUUUAAAUGUCCCAAUGUGUGUUAAAGACCAUGGAAUAGAGGAAGAACAUUAUAUGUCAAGAGUUGAUUCUAUGAGUCUUCAUGCCCUUGAUGACCAAUGUGUCGGAGCCAAUCCAAGAUUCCCCCUUUUAAAUGAGAUUAAGCAGCUCUACAUUGAUGCUUACUCCGGAUUUGUUAGGUACCCAGAAUAUUAA
Molecule: messenger RNA, 2667 nt
Organism: Cryptosporidium ubiquitum
Lineage: Eukaryota; Apicomplexa; Conoidasida; Eucoccidiorida; Cryptosporidiidae
Product: acetaldehyde reductase or alcohol dehydrogenase
Exons: 2
Coding region: 1-2667 (888 amino acids)
Biological process (GO): carbon utilization; alcohol metabolic process
Cellular component (GO): mitochondrion
Molecular function (GO): alcohol dehydrogenase (NAD+) activity; acetaldehyde dehydrogenase (acetylating, NAD+) activity; metal ion binding
Source: RefSeq, a predicted model, not a curated record